UUCACUGUAAAUACGUAAACGUCAAAACAAUUAUUAGCAACUUAUAUAUAUUUAUUACAAUUAUUUAUAAAAAAAAAAUUAAAUCAAAUUAAAUUAAGUGUAAAUAAAUAAAAUGCAGUUUUUAUCAUCAUCAUUAUUAAUAUUAUUAUUUUAUCUAAAUUUAUCAUGGUCAUGGGAACUCCCCAGCAAUUCUCAAACUGGUCAUUCAAAUAAUUGGGCAGUUCUGGUCUGCACAUCCAGAUUCUGGUUCAAUUAUCGUCAUGAAGCAAACGCACUAUCAGUUUACCACAGCAUUAAACGUCUAGGAAUACCAGACUCCCAAAUAAUUCUGAUGCUGGCUGAUGACAUGGCCUGCAAUCCCAGAAACCCUCGACCGGCGACUGUUUUCAAUAACGUAAAGCAGCACAUAAAUGUAUACGCUGAUGAUGUCGAGGUUGACUAUAGAGGCUACGAGGUCACUGUCGAGAAUUUCGUUCGUCUGCUGACAGGCAGAUUGCCACCAGGAACUCCGAGAUCCAAGCAACUGCUUACUGACGAGCGGUCAAAUAUUUUUAUUUACUUGACCGGUCACGGGGGCAACGGAUUCCUUAAGUUCCAGGACUCGGAGGAAAUCACUAGUCAGGAUCUCGCUGAUGCCUUGGAACAGAUGUGGCAGAAGAGACGGUACCAUGAGAUUUUGUUCAUUGUGGACACUUGCCAAGCAAGUUCUAUGUACGAGAAAAUUUACUCGCCAAAUAUUUUGGCCAUCGCUAGCAGUAAAGUUGGCGAAGAUUCAUUAUCUCAUCACGUUGAUCCAGAUAUCGGUGUUUAUAUUAUUGAUCGAUAUACUUAUUAUGCACUGGACUUUCUAGAAAAAGUUGAACCGUCAAGUUCCAAAAAACUCAGUGAAUUUUUGAAAGUUUGUCCGAAACACUACUGCCUAUCAACAGUGGGCGUGAGACGGGAUUUAUUCCGUCGAGAUCCUGAACAAGUGCCAGUGACAGACUUCUUCGGGUCACUGCGCCCGGUGGAGCUGACUGACACUAUCGUCAAUAUAAUUCCGACAAAAGGAAACAAAUCACAAAAGACUGAAGUAGAGCGUAAGCUUCAUUACACUCCACAAUUUCCAGAUGUUACGCUACUAUCGUAAAUAUUUACAUAACAAAUAAUAUAAAUUAAAUAUUAAACAUCAAACAGAAUGAAAAAUUAUAUUUAUUGUGUUUAAUCAACCGGGUAUAGAGUUACGCUGUUUGAUUUAAAUCAUGUGGUGUAGUAAAUCGUACAAUAAUUUAUUACCAAAUAUGAAUAA
Molecule: messenger RNA, 1288 nt
Organism: Microplitis mediator
Lineage: Eukaryota; Metazoa; Arthropoda; Insecta; Hymenoptera; Braconidae
Gene: PIG-K
Product: putative GPI-anchor transamidase
Exons: 4
Coding region: 113-1129 (338 amino acids)
Biological process (GO): attachment of GPI anchor to protein; protein localization to cell surface; proteolysis
Cellular component (GO): GPI-anchor transamidase complex
Molecular function (GO): GPI-anchor transamidase activity
Source: RefSeq, a predicted model, not a curated record